Messenger RNA from Phyllostomus hastatus (greater spear-nosed bat), 4014 nucleotides. RefSeq names its product zinc finger protein 804B (gene ZNF804B). The coding region runs from base 1 to 4014 and encodes 1337 amino acids. The transcript is spliced from 4 exons. Gene Ontology annotation, cellular component: nucleus. The record is from RefSeq and is a predicted model, not a curated record. NCBI's taxonomy places the organism in Eukaryota, Metazoa, Chordata, Mammalia, Chiroptera, Phyllostomidae.
AUGGCUUGUUACCUGGUCAUCAGUUCGAGACAUCUCAGCAAUGGGCACUACCGGGGCAUUAAAGGCGUCUUCAGAGGGCCCCUCUGCAAGAACGGAUCUCCCUCUCCGGAUUUUCCAGAAAAUGAGAAGUCCACAGCAAAGGCCCUGGAGGAUGUAAAGGCAAAUUUUUACUGUGAAUUAUGUGACAAGCAGUAUCACAAACACCAGGAAUUUGAUAAUCAUAUUAAUUCUUAUGAUCAUGCGCAUAAGCAGAGAUUGAAAGAAUUAAAGCAACGGGAAUUUGCUCGAAAUGUAGCUUCCAAGUCAUGGAAAGAUGAGAAGAAACAAGAAAAAGCACUUAAACGACUUCAUGAGCUGGCUGAGUUAAGGCAACGGACUGAAUGUGUUUCUGGAAGUGGACCAGCAUACAAAGCCCCCAGGGUAGCCAUAGAAAAGCAACUCCAGCAAGGAAUUUUCCCAGUUAAGAAUGGCAGAAAAGCAUCGUGUGUGAAGAGUGCUCUUUUGCUUAAGGGCAAGAACCUCCCCAGGAGCAUUUCCGAGAAACAGCGGUCUACCACGCAGAGUCGACACCAGUUACAAACAGACAGACUUUAUUUGUUUGGGAAGCGGGUGCCACAAACAUCUUCAGAUCUCAGUAAUGCAAAUCACCGCACAGGAGUAUCCUUUUCUUUUUCCAAAAAAGUACAUGUAAAAUUAGAAUCUUCAGCAUCAGUUUUUAGUGAGAACACAGAAGAAACCCAUGAUUGUAACAAGUCACCCAUCUAUAAAACAAAACGAACUGUGGAGAAAUGCAAGUGCCGCAAGUUUGCAAAUGAGGGGACCAGUCUCACUAAGGAAGAAGAUAUAAACAUCUCAUCAAGCCCUCUGGGGAGUGUUUUACACAAUAGUGUCUCCAUAAGUUCUCAAAUUUGGGGAGACAAAAAUGACUCUGUUGAAACCUUACAAGAUUCAGUUGGCAUUCAUUCUUCUUUCUCUAAAUCUAACAUGCAUCUUUCAGAGGUGGAUUUUACUCAUUCCAGUAGAGAAAAAGAAACUAGAAAUACAUUGAAGAACCUUUCAGAAAACUGCAUUAAUCACGCAUGCCAAGCAUAUGCUUCCUCCAGCCUACCAAACAUUUACAAGCACAGUGAUGCCAGGGUAUUUGAACGUCUGGAUGAGUUUCCAUCACUAGAGCCAAGUGAGCAAAAUGAUCCAGUGCAUCAGGUUUCCAACUUCAGAAAGGAGAAGAGAGAAAAAUACUUAGAUGGAACAGAAAGAGUUAGCAAAAAUGUGCAAAGACUCAUAAGAGAAGCAUGUUCACGUGAUGUGAAGUCCAAACCAUUGCCUUAUCUCCACGUGCAAAGCAAGGAUGGCCACACCACUCUCCAGUGGCCUACAGAGCUUCUGCUCUUUACCAAAACAGAGCCCUGUAUCUCUUAUGGCUGCAACCCAUUAUAUUUUGAUUUUAAGAUUUCGCGGAAUGCAAAGCAUAGCCAUGAUCCAGAGGACUUAAAAACAAAAUUGAUUAAGGAGCCCUUAGAAAUGAAGACUAAAAUAGAGAGCCAAGUCUCAGGUUUAAUCAAAGACCAAGAAAAUUGGAUCCAAGAAGAUAAUCAAUCUCCGAAACCAAAGAUGAUAGCUAAUCCAGAUUGGGAAAAUUUCCAGAGAAAACAUCAUUUGGGAUACAAUGAUUCUGAGCCAAACAUAAGUGAACACAAUAUUAGUACAAGUGAUUUAGAAAUGAAAAAUCCUGAAGUGCCUGCUUACCUUGAUAUCUCUCUAAAGAAUUGUGUAGGAAACAAUAGUGAUAACGAGCUUAAGGAACCUGUGAGGGCCCAUUGGCAAAGCUGCCGAAGGGUAGUUCUAAAUGAUGUAAAUGAGGGCCUGUCCUUUACUCCUUACAUCCCUAGGACUAAAAAGCAUAAACUGAUUCCCUGUGAUCCUCAUUCAGAUUUCGAAGAUGGAAGUCAAUUCAGCUGGAAUUCUAGUCCUUACACAGUAAGGGGUCAGAGUGACCAUGGGCAGGACUUCAGUGUGGUUUUGAAUAGUAACCGUGUCAGUAUGACCAACAGAGCAUCUGGGUAUAGAAACGGAAGUUACAAAAGAAGUCCUCCAAAGUUGUCUCUAGAUGCAUGUUCUAGUCCUUCCGACACAUCACCUAACAGAACACCCAGUACUUGUUCAAGUCAGAGGUCCAGCAGCAAUGGCAGAGGUAAUCUACUGUACUUUUGUAAAAGAGAACACAACUCAGCUAAAAGGCUCAAAGAGAAAUGCCGAAAGCACAGCUGCCUCUGCUUGUCUGGGGAGGUAGCGAACAGUGACUGUCUUCAGUCUGAAACACAGAGAGACCGGAACUGCAGAUUGUGGGAAUCGUUUAAAAAUAAAAAAUACUCAAAACAUAGACAUGGUCACUGCAGAGAAAGAUAUAAACUAGGCAAAAAUCAACAACAAUCUUUGGGGCCCAUAUCCAGAAGAGUCACCCAUUGUGAUACCAGCUCAUCAGUUUUCCAUGCUGGGAAUAGAGGAAAACCACCUGCUUUCCGGGGACCUCAGCACAGCCAAUUGGGCCCUUACUCAAGAGAAAGAAUUUAUUACAUAAAUAAAAGUGAAAGAAGUCAACAGUCUUUGCACAGCCCUCAUAUUUGUGACCUGGGAAACAUAAAACCCACACAGUGUCACUCCGGGAAUAUCAGCUGUCUUCUAAGGAACUGUCCCAGCAACCCAGAGUUAAACAUCACGGGAGGGAAGAACUCUAUGACAGCCAAAUGCCUUUUAGAAAGAGUUCAAGCCAAGAAGUGUCAGGAACAAUCAACUAAUUUUGAGGCCUCUUCAAACACUUGUAAAAAUGAAUCAGAAGCUCAUUCAGAAAUCCAAUGCACAAUUCAAUUCACACCACCAGGCUGUAACAGACCAGCAUUACCUUUGUCUGAAGAAAUACAAACCCCGAGUAAAAGAAAUAAUGACAGAAGCAGUGCAAUGCAAAGAACUAUUGAGAAAGACAAAGUCAACAGUUCACAGACAAAUAAUUUUACUGUUUUAGUAGACACUGAUUGUGAUAACCAUCUUUCUAAAGGUAUAAUUCACAUAGUAGCAGAAUCUCUGCCACCAAACAUGAAAAAGAACCCAACAAAAGAACACUCAAAACCAUUAACAAGUGAAGUCCAACCUUUCAUUCAACGCUGUGACCCAGUGCCAAAUGAUUUCCCUGGUGCUUUUCCACCCAAUAGAUACACUGGUGUUACUGAUUCAACAGAGACCAAAGAGGACCGAGUAAAUCCAAACAUGCAGGAUGCAAGCAUGCAUGUGAAUCAUGCUGAGGGGAAUAUAGACUCUUACUAUGACAGAACUAUGCAGAAGCAUGACAAAGUAGCAGAUGAAUUAGAAUUGUGUCCUAAAUCUCUCUCUCCCCCUUUAAUUCAACAGCCAGUAACAUUUUCUCCUGAUGAAAUAGAUAAAUAUAAGCUCCUUCAGCUCCAAGCCCAGCAGCAUAUGCAGAAACAGCUCCUGUCAAAGCACCUCCGAGUGCUGCCCACUGCGGGGCCGGCGACUUUCCCUGCGGGAUCGGCUGUGCAGACAGUCCCAGCUCACCAGCACGCUUCUUUCACCACCAUCCACCACACGUUCCUGCAGCAUUUCGCUGUUUCUGCCUCCAUUAACCCCCCGAGUAGUCCCCUCCCUAUAGCUCACCUACAUCCUCUUUCACAGCCACAUUUUUCUCCAUUUGCAUUUUCACCACUGACUCCAGCCCUCAUCCCUGCACACCCCACUUUUAUGGCGGGUGGUCCCCUGCAUUUAGUUACUGCUACCCCCUUCCACCCCUCUCACAUAGCACUUCAGCCCCUGGCCCCUGCAGCUUUCAUCCCCACAUUGCUUGGCCCUCACUUAAACCCAGCCACAGCUUCUAUCAUCCACCUGAAUCCUUUAAUUCAACCAGUGUUUCAAGGUCAAGAUCUUUGCCAUCAUUCUUGCUCCAGUCAGAUGCAACAGUUAAAUGGAGUGAAAGAGGCCUUAAAUGUGUCAGCAUCCUCAAAGUAA